This is a messenger RNA of Zonotrichia leucophrys gambelii, 940 nucleotides long. It is a transcript of the gene NBL1, whose product is annotated as NBL1, DAN family BMP antagonist. The transcript has 5 exons. The record is from RefSeq and is a predicted model, not a curated record. Gene Ontology annotation, molecular function: BMP binding; receptor ligand activity. NCBI's taxonomy places the organism in Eukaryota, Metazoa, Chordata, Aves, Passeriformes, Passerellidae. Gene Ontology annotation, biological process: animal organ morphogenesis. The coding region runs from base 46 to 735 and encodes 229 amino acids.
CCGCCCGCCCCGCGCCUCCUCCGUGGCCGCCCCGCCGCGCCGGGGAUGCGGCAGCCGCCGGGCACCGCCGGGCCCCGGACCCCAUGGGAUGCGCCCGCCGUUCCCUGGCUGAAGUGUUUGGUUUCCAAAUGUCUGGGAACAGCUGUGGGCUGGAUGGUGGGAACGUGGCCUCCGAGGUGUAGGAUUCUGGCAGAGCUGGCCAUGAUGUUAUGGUUCCUGGCGGGGGCCCUGUUCCCAGCGCUGCUCCUGGCUGCCCCACCGCCCAUAAACAAGCUCGCCCUCUUCCCCGACAAGAGCGCCUGGUGUGAGGCCAAGAACAUCACCCAGAUCGUGGGGCACAGCGGCUGCGAGUCCAAAUCCAUCCAGAACAGGGCCUGUCUGGGACAGUGCUUCAGCUACAGCGUCCCCAACACCUUCCCCCAGUCCACAGAGUCCCUGGUCCACUGUGACUCCUGCAUGCCAGCCCAGUCCAUGUGGGAAAUCGUGACUCUGGACUGCCCAGGCAACGAGGAGAUCCCCAGGGUGGACAAGCUGGUGGAGAAGAUCCUGCACUGCAGCUGCCAGGCCUGUGGGAAGGAGCCCAGCCACGAGGGAGCCCUGUUCAACGUGUACCUGAACGCCGAGGAGAACAUGGCCCACGAGGGGCCCGCGCCCCACCACUACCCCCACCACCAGCAGGAGCUGGAGGAGCCGCCCUCCAGCCACCACCACCACGAGGAGGAGGGCGAGGAGUGACCCUGUGGACUGUCCUGGCGGGGCUCUGAGGGCUGGGCCGGGCUUUGGGGAGGGAGGGGGGUGCUGGAGUCUUUCCUGUCAAAUCGCUGCCCUCGCGUCGCCCCCGACCCCGGGGGCACAGGCAGGGCUGAGGCUGGAGCUGCAGGCUGAGACACGAGGGCUCGGCCUUCCCAGAUGCACAUAAUAAUAAUGAUGAUGAUGAUGA